CUGUCAAGGAAAACGGCUCAUUGAUUCUAUUAUGUUACGAGGAAUAGUGGCAACACCGCUCUUGAGGGAGACUGACAUUUGAUUGACAGAAGGGUAGAGAUGUCAGGCGAGAUGUCAGAAAAAGGAGGCAAUUGGGUUUUUGGGAUGAAAAAUGGUGGUUCGAGGUGUGAAUUAUAAAAAUGUAAUUUAUUGCUAAAACUAUGAAUAAUGCUGAAAGUCAUGGAAAUAAACCUAUAUCGUGUACGUUUGGUGGUUUUACUAUAGAUCAGAAGCGUUGGAGACAAGACGAGAAAACUGGACCACCCAAGAUAUAUGGGAUGCAGCAGAUUCAGUUGAAGAUGGACAAAGAUGAGGCUGCGGUACGGCUGUGCCUGGGGUGCGGCUGGGGCUGUGCCUGCGGCUGCGGUGGUGCGGCUGGGGUUGCCAGCGUCUACAUCUCCGGGUGCAGGCCUGGAGUUGGAGCCGUGGUGACAGCGGCUGUCAGGGCUGUCAACAUCAAUAUCAACCGGACCAAGGCUGGAGGAACAGUGGAGGAGAUGGCUAUCAGUGGUGUCAGUACCCAGACUGAAGACACCAGACCAUACCAUACCAGACUGAGGCGGGAGUCUGAACUUCGGUUCGCAUGCUCAAUGGCCGACGGGCGGCAGUGGCGACGCUGUCAUCAACAGGACUGGAGCUACAUCUACAGUUGCAUGAUCACCAUGAUUAUUAUAAGGAGCACCGAACUGGGUGUUAUUUACAUAUUAUUUAGUUAGUUUUGAUCAGGUGCAUAAAGUUACUCGUAAUGUAGGUUAAUAAAGGUAUGAGGUACCUAUGUUAUGGUUAUAAGGAAAGGGAAAAUUAAUUUGAAACCUGGAUGAAUUCCAUUGCAUUGGUAUUGUUACUUAAUUAA
Messenger RNA from Plutella xylostella (diamondback moth), 892 nucleotides. Lineage: Eukaryota; Metazoa; Arthropoda; Insecta; Lepidoptera; Plutellidae. The record is from RefSeq and is a predicted model, not a curated record.